AUGAAGACUGCGGACUGCUUGUGCAACCAUCUACAUCAGAAAAGGUGGACCAAACGACUGCAACUUCGUCGACAUCUGAAGCAUACGCGCUCUCCUCUGCUGUGUAUACCCAUCGAUCGAAGUACAACCGGAGACGAGCCGAAGAAAAGUAACUGCUUUGGAACCACCACAGCCGGCGAUAGUCGAUUCUCGAUUCCUUUUCCUCUGAAGGCCAAAGAUUCGGUUUCUUCCUACCAAGCAAGCUUCACUUAUUAUCUCCUGAAAUCACUGAUUUGUAGUUCAGUAGUUGUGACAAUGAAGAACGCCGAGCGUGCUGCAAAUAUUGCUCUAGCAGGUUUAACAUUAGCUCCAUUAGUUGUGAAAGUAGAUACAAAUUUAAAUGUUGUAUUAACCGCAUGCCUCACUGUUUUUGUGGGUUGCUAUCGCUCUGUCAAGCCAACACCUCCUUCUGAAACAAUGUCUAAUGAACAUGCAAUGCGUUUUCCCUUAGUUGGUAGUGCAAUGUUGUUAUCUUUGUUCCUGCUAUUUAAGUUCCUAUCAAAAGACUUGGUCAAUGCAGUGUUGACUGGAUACUUCUUUAUACUUGGGAUCAUCGCUCUUUCGGCUACACUCUUACCUGCAAUUGAUCGGUUUCUACCAAACAAGUGGAAUGAUGAUGUGAUCAUAUGGCGUCUCCCGUAUUUCCGGUCUUUGGAUGUUACUUUUGAGUUCACAAGGUCUCAAGUUGUUGCUGCUAUUCCUGGUACCUUUUUUUGUGCAUGGUAUGCUGCACAAAAACAUUGGCUGGCUAACAACAUUUUGGGUCUUGCAUUCUGCAUUCAGGGAAUUGAAAUGCUUUCACUUGGCUCUUUCAAGACUGGUGCCAUUCUGUUGGCUGGACUUUUUGUAUAUGAUAUAUUCUGGGUGUUUUUCACUCCAGUAAUGGUUAGUGUUGCUAAAUCAUUUGAUGCACCUAUCAAGCUUUUAUUUCCAUCAAGAAUUGCUGCACGCCCCUUUUCCAUGCUUGGUUUAGGUGACAUUGUAAUUCCAGGGAUUUUUGUAGCAUUAGCACUGAGAUUUGAUGUGUCAAGAGGAAGAGAGAGCCACUAUUUUAAAAGUGCUUUUCUGGGAUACACAGUUGGGUUGGUUCUUACAAUUGUUGUCAUGAAUUGGUUUCAAGCUGCACAGCCGGCUCUAUUGUACAUUGUACCAGGGGUUAUUGGGUUUUUGGCUGCUCAUUGUCUAUGGAAUGGAGAGGUUAAACCGUUACUGGAGUUUGAUGAGUCAAAAACAGCAGCUAUUACUUCAGGAGAGGAAACAAUUAGCAGCAAGAAAGUGGAAUGAGAUGUGAAACAUGAGUUUAUAGUUGUUUUUUUGGAUUAACUACUAGUUGAGGAUGAAAUUUUGCUUUAACUUAUGGAAUUUUCAUAGACCUUUUUUUACUAGAUAAUUGCUUAUCAAAUAUCAUCAUUUCAAAGAUUAAAAAGUUAUUAGCAUGAUCAUGCAAUUGAUAAAUUGCUUAUCAAUUACACUAGUUUGCAAAUUGGCAUGGAUGAUUUUGGAUUAAAAAUGCAAAGCCAAUGAAGAUGUCCAUAUACACAAACAUCAUCUGUUAUUGAAAUCCCAAU
Molecule: messenger RNA, 1607 nt
Organism: Lactuca saligna
Lineage: Eukaryota; Viridiplantae; Streptophyta; Magnoliopsida; Asterales; Asteraceae
Source: the annotation of a GenBank genome assembly